Messenger RNA from Cladocopium goreaui, 516 nucleotides. The record is from the annotation of a GenBank genome assembly. Lineage: Eukaryota; Dinophyceae; Suessiales; Symbiodiniaceae.
AUGGCCCGAACACUGCGCUGGGGUGGCGUGGUCUUUUUGCUGGCAGGAGCUCUGCUCAUUGGCAGAGCUGCUGACGUGCAGGGCUUCCUUUCUGUCCCACGUCGGCAGCAACUCCUGGUGGCCGCGGCAGUAUUAGCACCACAGGCUGCACUGGCACGGGAAGGCUUCACAGAGACUAGCUCGGGCUUGCAGUACAAAGUGAUUCAGGAAGGAACUGGACCAAUCCCAACAACUGGCCAGCGAAUCAAAGCUGACUACACAGGUUGGCUAGAUGACUUCGAGUCGGACAGAAAAUUUGACUCCUCAAGGGAUCGGCGACAGCCCUUGGAGUUUCAGGUCGGAAUCGGAAAGGUCAUCAAGGGCUGGGAUGAAUCACUUCUCAGCAUGAAGGUCGGUGAAAGACGCCAGAUCAUCGUCCCUUCAAAUCUUGGCUACGGGAACCGUGGCAUCGGGCCUAUCCCGCCUGGUUCAACGCUUUAUUUCGAUGUUGAGCUGAAAUCGAUUGUUACACGAUGA